Acanthosepion pharaonis is the source of this 504-nucleotide messenger RNA. The record is from the annotation of a GenBank genome assembly. Lineage: Eukaryota; Metazoa; Mollusca; Cephalopoda; Sepiida; Sepiidae.
AUGGAUACGUUUUUAUCUCUCGAUAUCUAUCUAUCUAUCUAUCUAUCUAUCUAUCUAUCUAUCUAUCUAUUUCAGUAUUUUCUCUAUAUCAAUCUCUUUUUUCCACUCUAUUUUUUAAAAAAUAUAUUCUUAUCUAUACCGGAAAUAUUCUCUAUCCCUCUCUCUAUCUGUAUCUUUAAACACCGGAAACACGAUGCGACCUACUUCAACCCCCCCACCACCACCACCUUCGCCGCCACUGUUGCUCGUAGUUUCCACAACCCCCCCACACUUCCUGUGAUUCCUUUCUCUGGCACGUCUAUGGCACUAUCGUCUGCCAUUUACCAGGGGCAGGCGACCGUGUCGACUCUUCUUAAAGUGCCAUUCUUUCAUUGCGCCGAGGAUGAAGAACAUGAACUUGGCAACCAGUAUUUUCUUUCUUACAGAAACCGUUCUUCUUCCUUCAGAAAGGACAUCCCACAUGAUGUUUGCCCCACCUUCGGCAACAUUACAGAGCUAAUUUAA